CUUCCGCGGGCACCCAACUGUGCGUCUCCUGCGCGCUGACGUCAGGUGCGUGCCCCUGUCCGGCAGCCGAGGAGACCCCGCGCAGUGCUGCCAACGCCCCGGUGGAGAAGCUGAGGUCAACAUCAGAUUUGAAAUAUUUAAAGUGGAUACAAAACUAUUUCAGCAAUGCAGACAAUUAAGUGUGUUGUUGUGGGCGAUGGUGCUGUUGGUAAAACAUGUCUCCUGAUAUCCUACACAACAAACAAAUUUCCAUCGGAAUAUGUACCGACUGUUUUUGACAACUAUGCAGUCACAGUUAUGAUUGGUGGAGAACCAUAUACUCUUGGACUUUUUGAUACUGCAGGGCAAGAGGAUUAUGACAGAUUACGACCGCUGAGUUAUCCACAAACAGAUGUAUUUCUAGUCUGUUUUUCAGUGGUCUCUCCAUCUUCAUUUGAAAAUGUGAAAGAAAAGUGGGUGCCUGAGAUAACUCACCACUGUCCAAAGACUCCUUUCUUGCUUGUUGGGACUCAAAUUGAUCUCAGAGAUGACCCCUCUACUAUUGAGAAACUUGCCAAGAACAAACAGAAGCCUAUCACUCCAGAGACUGCUGAAAAGCUGGCCCGUGACCUGAAGGCUGUCAAGUAUGUGGAGUGUUCUGCACUUACACAGAGAGGUCUGAAGAAUGUGUUUGAUGAGGCUAUCCUAGCUGCCCUCGAGCCUCCGGAAACUCAACCCAAAAGGAAGUGCUGUAUAUUCUAAACUGUUUUCUCCUUCCCUUCUUUGCUGCUGCUUCCUGUCCCACUACUGUAGAAAGAUCGUUUAAAAGCAAAGGAAUAAAACCAUCCUGUUUGAAAGCCUCUGCGUCUUUUUACUCACCACCUUAGAGCAACCUCUGUAUUAGUUUUUGAUCAAGAAUGCAAUAUCAUAUAAAUUUUUUGUGAUCAGUAGUCAAGUUGGACUUGUUUUAAUGUUCUGCUGCUUGAGUUGCCUGAUGCUCAGAGCUUUUUGGUUUGGAUUACUAUUGCAAAAGGGAACUUGGUCUGGCAUUAAGAAUGUCCUCUUGGAGAAAAUAACAAGAGUUUUAACACUUCUAGAUCUUAGUUCUAGAUGGAGAAAGUAACACAAACAUCAUUUUACUCUUAUGAUCAAUUGUUAAUUGUAAUUGCAUGACAAACCUUAUGGAAAAGGGGUGACCUAGUAGAGUGUAAUGGGGAAGGGAGGAUUCUUUUGUGGUUUUCCUUUGUGUGGUGAAACUUUGUGUUGCUGUUGCUUUGGCUGUCUGUGCUGUAGUGGAGUAUUUGUCAGUCUGGGGUGGGGGAGAUAUUGAUGUAUCUGCUACUGCUUUAUGAGUUCAUUUGUUACAUUAUCUUUUAAGAGUAGCAUCCAUUUAAACAGUUGACUUACAGUUUGUUAAUGCUGAGAUGUAAAGCUGCCACCUUUAUAUUUUCCUGCUUCUGAUUUUAUUGUGAGGGAAAUAUACAAUUGUGGUUACCUUCAAAUUUUGAAAUUAAAAAUAUACAACCGUUUGUAUAAAUGCCUGAUGAAGCUUUAUUCCUGUUGCACUGACUGGCUCUAAUUUUACGUAUGUAUCAGGUACCCACAUUUUUGCUCCCUUGAAUCUCCUUGACUCUGUCUAACUGGUGGGAUAAAGGGAGUUCAAAGUGACUAUCUUUGCAGCUACCAUAAUCACCCUCUCUCUCUCUGCCUGUGCCUUCCAUAGAAUAAGGAUGCCACUGACCCGUGCCCGUCCUCUCAGUCCUCUGUUUCAUAUCCAGCUGUUUCAUUUGAAUGCAGAGCUGCUUCCCUUGUUUUUAUGUAAAAUGUUUCAGCAGCACAUUACAAAACUCAUACUGAAUGAGCAAAUGACACAUGUGCUUGUUUGCUUCUUGUGACAUACAUUGGUCUGCGCAAAGCUUUCUCAAAGGACCACUGUCUCACUCAUGAAUAUCUGCUCCUCUGCUCCUGAAUUGCUGAAUCCUUCCAGUGCCCUGGACAAAUCUUGGUGAAGUGAGAUUAUUGUGUUGAGAUUCAGGGUUGUUUUUAAUGUUUCUUUCUUUGCCAACUCUUGGGGGUUUGAAUGUUUUAAAUUUGAACUCCAACUUUAUUAUACUGAAAAUCAGACCGCCCAUUUUUUCUUUCUACCCCUUUUCAGAAAGGCCUAAAGAAUGUAUUUGACGAAGCAAUAUUGGCUGCCCUGGAGCCUCCAGAACCGAAGAAGAGCCGCAGGUGUGUGCUGCUAUGAACAUCUCUCCAGAGCCCUUUCUGCACAGCUGGUGUCGGCAUCAUACUAAAAGCAAUGUUUAAAUCAAACUAAAGAUUAAAAAUUAAAAUUCGUUUUUGCAAUAAUGACAAAUACCCUGCACCUACCCACAUGCACUCGUGUGAGACAAGGCCCAUAGGUAUGGCCCCCCUCUUCCCCCUCCCAGUACUAGUUAAUUUUGAGUAAUUGUAUUGUCAGAAAAGUGAUUAGUACUAGUUUUUUUUUGUUGUUUCAAAAAAAAAAUUUUUGUGUGUGUGUGUGUGUGUUUUUUUUUGUUUAAAAGCAAGGCAUGCUUGUGGAUGACUCUGUAACAGACUAAUUGGAAUUGUUGAAGCUGCUCCCUGGUUCCACUCUGGAGAGUAAUCUGGGACAUCUUAGUGUUUUGUUUUGUUUUUUUCCCUCCUCUUUUUUUUGGGGGGAGUGUGUGUGGGGUUUGUUUUUUAGUCUUGUUUUUUUAAUUCAUUAACCAGUGGUUAGCCCUUAAGGGGAGGAGGACGGAUUGAUUCCACAUUCCACUUCCUAGAUCUAGUUUAGAAAACAUGUUCCCCAUCUGGUGCUCUUAGGAAGGAGUAUAGUAAAUGCCUCAUUUAAUAACAUACUCCUUUUUGAAAGUUGCCUUUUCUCUCCACCCUUGAGUAGAUCCAGUAUUUGAUGAAACUCAUAAAAGUGGGUGGAGCCCGUCUUGCCCCUCCUCUUUUCUAGGACGCACUAUAUGUGACUGUGACUUUCAAGGACAUUUGUUUGCCAUUUGCUGAUUUUUUUGGGAAGUUAAUUUCUAACUUCUUUCACUGAUAAAUGAAGAAAAGUAUUGCACCUUUGAAAUGCACCAAAUGAAUUGAGUUUGUAAUUAAAAAAAUUUUUUUCCCUUUCAGUCAUUGUCUUAUAUGCUUAGCAUAGAUUUGCAGCUCAGUAGUAUAUGGUGUUCCUAGAAUGCAGCUGAAGACCUGUUAUGUAGAGGAAAUACGAGGGGUGGUGCUAGAAGACAGACAUCUGUGGAAUGAUUCACAUCCUCUCAAGUUAGGAGGAUGGAGGCCUGCUUCAUUAAGAAGCUGGGGGUAGGGUGGGGGUGGGGAGAACACUUAACAACAUGGGGACCAGUCAGGGGAAUCCCCUUAUUUCUGUUUUGCAUAUGAGGAACCCUAGAGCAGCCCCUGAGGCUCUCUAGUUUAAUAAAAAUCAUGGAAAGAGUCAUGCAGACUCUUCUUAAGUGUUAAUAGGGAUUUUUCAGCUUAUUUUGGUUGCAGUUUCCAAUUUUUAAAAAUGUUGAGGUAAUCUUUCCCACCUUCCCAAACCUAAUUCUUGUAGAUGCAUUAGUGUUGAACCAAUGCUUUCUCAUGUCUCAAUUCUUUGUAUAUGCAUUCUUUUCAGAUGUAUUAAACAAACAAAAACCCUUCACAA
Messenger RNA from Pan troglodytes (chimpanzee), 3640 nucleotides. RefSeq names its product cell division cycle 42 (gene CDC42). NCBI's taxonomy places the organism in Eukaryota, Metazoa, Chordata, Mammalia, Primates, Hominidae. Gene Ontology annotation, molecular function: GTPase activity; GTP binding. Bases 166 to 741 code for a protein of 191 amino acids. Gene Ontology annotation, biological process: small GTPase-mediated signal transduction. The transcript is spliced from 6 exons. The record is from RefSeq and is a predicted model, not a curated record.